AUCGCGGCUAGAGAGAUGUCGCUGCUGCGGUCGCUGCGCGUGUUUCUGGUCGCGCGGACCGGGAGCUACCCGGCUGGGUCUCUUCUGCGUCAGUCGCCCCAGCCAAGGCACACAUUUUAUGCUGGGCCCCGUCUGUCUGCCUCGGCCUCCAGCAAGGAGCUCCUCAUGAAGCUGCGGCGGAAAACAGGCUACUCCUUUGUAAAUUGCAAGAAAGCUCUGGAGACUUGUGGCGGGGACCUCAAACAGGCAGAGAUCUGGCUCCACAAGGAGGCCCAGAAGGAGGGCUGGAGCAAAGCUGCCAAGCUCCAAGGGAGGAAGACCAAAGAAGGCCUGAUUGGGCUGUUGCAGGAAGGAAACACAACUGUAUUAGUAGAGGUAAACUGUGAGACAGAUUUUGUUUCUAGAAAUUUAAAAUUUCAACUGUUGGUCCAGCAAGUAGCCCUUGGAACCAUGAUGCAUUGUCAGACCCUAAAGGAUCAACCCUCUGCAUACAGUAAAGUGCAGUGGCUCACGCCUGUAAACCUAGCACUUUGGGAGGCUGAAGCAGGUGGAUCACUUGAGGGUUUCUUGAAUUCCUCUGAGCUUUCUGGACUUCCAGCUGGGCCUGACAGAGAAGGCUCACUCAAGGAUCAGUUGGCUUUAGCAAUUGGAAAACUGGGAGAAAACAUGAUUCUUAAACGAGCUGCAUGGGUGAAGGUGCCAUCUGGGUUCUACGUUGGCUCUUAUGUCCACGGAGCAAUGCAGAGUCCCUCACUUCACAAGCUGGUGCUGGGGAAGUAUGGGGCCCUGGUCAUCUGUGAGACGUCUGAACAGAAAACAAACCUUGAAGACGUUGGCCGCCGCCUUGGGCAGCAUGUGGUGGGCAUGGCCCCCCUCUCUGUUGGCUCCCUGGACGAUGAGCCUGGGGGAGAGGCAGAGACUAAGAUGCUGUCCCAGCCGUAUUUGCUGGAUCCCUCCAUUACCUUGGGGCAGUAUGUGCAGCCUCAGGGGGUGUCGGUAGUAGACUUUGUGCGGUUUGAAUGUGGAGAAGGUGAAGAGGCAGCAGAAACUGAAUAGGUUCCAGAGACUUUUGGCCCAGGAGGAAUAUUUACUUUUAGCUCUGGACAUCAUUACAAAAAGGAAUAUUUCCCAAACCUCUUCAGACCGAGAAUGCAUGGGUAAAAUUAUUAAAUAGUUGUAUAAUAAAAAUAAUUUUUUCCUUGUUUGCGUAAUACUGGAUUUAGCUUUUCUGUGCCUUUCAAAAACAACAGGUGGGCCUUAUUGACGUGAUAGUGUCGUGGAGAACAGGCAUCAACAAUACUGCUGCUCCCUUCAACAUAGAUUUAUUAUGGUAUUUCUGAAAUUUCUAACUUAUAUGUUCUGUCUUACACCUUUUAUGACAUAGAACUCUUUUGUUCUGUUUUUGCUUUGCGACACUGUGAACCGUGCUUCUGCCUCGGAACCUCCCUAGUUAUAUUACUUGUGCCACAUGGAUUUCUUUAGGAUUAUUGAUUCAAACCUAGAGUUGUCUGGAAAAUGUGGGUUCUCUUCUUUGUGAUUGUCUGUAGUAUGCUUUGAAGGUGCUCUGCAGUGGUAGACACACUGGUUCUGGCCUCAUUUAAUGAAAUUAAUAACACAUGCCCCUAUUUCUCUUUUGGAUGAUGUGUGGGUGGGUGGGUACUGAGGUUUCCUGGCCAGCUGUAAGGCAGAUUUUGACAUUCUUGUGCCAGAAACAGAAAUUAGAGUAGUCCAGUUACCCAGAGAGCUCACUUAACAUUGCCUCUUUACUUCCCCAGUACUGAAACAUUUCUUCAAGUAUAACAUAAAAUUACCGUAACAAGCAGACCCAGAAUACUGAAAAUAACUCCAUUUGUUCAUUAUAGGUAUCUUUAUUUGAAAAGUGAAAAAUGCUUUGACACAUUACAGAUCUGGGUAUUUGGAUUUUGCCUAUGGAGUGCAUAUAUGAUUUCAAUGAUUUACAGGCUAAAUAGAUUUUAGAAAUAAUCAUCUUAAAAUUGAAAACAAAGGUAGGUCCUGGUAUAAUAUUAAACAUAAAGUUAUUAAACAUUUUAAGCAUUGUU
Homo sapiens (human) is the source of this 2060-nucleotide messenger RNA. It is a transcript of the gene TSFM, whose product is annotated as Ts translation elongation factor, mitochondrial. The coding region runs from base 16 to 1056 and encodes 346 amino acids. Gene Ontology annotation, cellular component: mitochondrial matrix; mitochondrion. The transcript is spliced from 7 exons. Gene Ontology annotation, biological process: translational elongation; mitochondrial translation. Gene Ontology annotation, molecular function: translation elongation factor activity. The record is from RefSeq and is marked reviewed. Lineage: Eukaryota; Metazoa; Chordata; Mammalia; Primates; Hominidae.